This is a messenger RNA of Uloborus diversus, 1211 nucleotides long. RefSeq lists its product as uncharacterized. Gene Ontology annotation, biological process: recombinational repair. Lineage: Eukaryota; Metazoa; Arthropoda; Arachnida; Araneae; Uloboridae. The coding region runs from base 171 to 1211 and encodes 346 amino acids. The transcript has 6 exons. The record is from RefSeq and is a predicted model, not a curated record.
UGAAAAGUGAGCGGCAAGCUGCAUGUCCGAAGUGCAUGAGAAUUUAUUUACAUCCUCUUGCUAAACUUAGAAAAAUUAAUAUUUCCUUUUUUUUUCCAUUUUUAAAACAUAAUUAGAUGUUCAAAAAAGAACUGAAGCGGCAUUUGCUGUUCUUUGUUCAUUCUUAAACUAUGGUUGACGAUGAUGAAUUUGAGCUUGAAAACGAUGACUUUUUAACUGAAACUUUUCUCAGCAUACCUGACAGUGAAUUGGUGGGUCCUUCGGUUUCGGAACAUUCCAUUGAAUCCGAUUGCCAACCCAAGUGUGAUGUGAUUGUCGGACAGUUUGAAAAUUCCAGGCAAUGUAUUUCCUCCGUUGAAAACCGAGAAAAUGUAGCCACCGGAGCUCUAAAUUCAUCGUCUGAGGAAGAUGUGAGAUUAGACAAAAAUACUUUUAACACUUUAGUUUCUUCUACCCCAUUAGUAAGCAUCAACAAACAAAAACAAUGUUUCAUUCAUACCCCCGAUAAAGAGUCCGGAGACAUCUUCUGCUCGAAGAAUGACAUCAAUUAUCCAUCAAAUGAGAAAAAAGAAAGAUGUUUUGACUUUUUAAAGCCAAAUAUUCAAGAUAAAUCUUGUAUCAAAUCGGACACAUCAGUGAAACAGACAAUUGAAAAUAAAUCAUACCAUCUUGAUGGCAGUUUGUUUUCAAAUAAGCUUCUUUCUGGAGUUGUUUCAAGUGCUAAGAAAAGAAAAUUUUCUGGACCAGCUGGUCUUCUGCCUGCAACACAAGAUGAAGCAUUGAUGAAGCAACUAUGUUCUUCUGGGGAAACUCGCAGGUCAUCGAUUGUCUCCAGUUACAAUAUUGAUUAUCAACAGAACAUUGCUAGUUCUCAGUAUACUCCUGAAGCUUUGCAGGGUAGUCCAUGGAAGACACUUCAAGCAGAUGUUUCUUCCUGCCUACAUAACUUUUCAAGUGCACAAAACUUCAGCAUUCGUCGAAUUCUCCUUGAGUCAUCAAAGAAAAAAAUGCCUAAGUAUAUGGUGAUUCCAUUCCUUUGUAUUUUAAUCAAAAAAAUCAGUGUGAAAGAUCCUAAUGCAAAAUCAGUUUUUAUGGAUGAAACAGGUGAAAUAAACGGGAAGAUUGACAAAGAAGUGAUGGAAAAAUAUAGCAAAGAGAUAGUUGAAGGCUCUGCUGUGAUAUUAAGGAAUGUAGGUGCUCAAUUUAUUUGA